Molecule: messenger RNA, 2962 nt
Organism: Rubroshorea leprosula
Lineage: Eukaryota; Viridiplantae; Streptophyta; Magnoliopsida; Malvales; Dipterocarpaceae
Source: the annotation of a GenBank genome assembly
AAAAGCUGAAAGCCCUGAAACCUUUUGUUGCUUCUGCACUUUCUCCGGCGAACUCACGAUGGCCAAAACUACUUAUCACCUUUUCGUCACUUUUAUCGCCUUCUCUGUAACCCUUCUCUGCGCCACGUCUCAGGGGACCGCUGCUGACGAUGGCGCCGUCAUGCAACUUCUCAAGAAAGCUCUCGACCCACCUGGGUGGUCCGACUCUGAUCCCUGCAAAUGGGCCCAUGUAGUCUGCUCCGACGAUGGCCGAAUCACGCGGAUCCAACUUGGUCGCCAGAACCUGCAAGGUACACUCCCGACAGAUCUCCAGAAACUGACGGAGCUUGAGCGGUUGGAGCUACAAUGGAACAACGUUUCAGGUCCGGUCCCUAGCUUAAAAGAGUUAAGCUCAUUACAGGUGGUUAUGCUAAGUAACAAUCAGUUUAGUUCUUUCCCUGCUGAUUUCUUCUCGGGUUUAUCUUCUCUUCAAUCUUUGGAGAUCGAUAACAACCCUUUUGCUUCCUGGGAAAUCCCUCAGAGUUUGAGAAAUGCUUCUGCUUUGCAGAAUUUCUCAGCUAACUCAGCUAAUAUUUCUGGGAAAAUUCCUGAUUUCCUCGGACCGGAUGAGUUUCCUGCUCUUACCCUUUUGCAUUUAGCUUUCAAUAAUCUAGAAGGGGUUUUACCCACCACUUUUUCCGGCUCACAGAUCCAGUCUUUCUGGAUCAACGGCCAGAAAGGUGAUACUCAGCUCACUGGCAGCAUUGAUGUUAUUCAGAACAUGACAAUGUUGAAAGAGGUCUGGUUACACUCCAAUAGGUUCACUGGUCCUUUACCGGACUUCUUGGGUUUGAGUGAUUUGCAGAGUCUGAGUUUAAGGGAUAAUAAGUUUACUGGCCCUGUUCCUGUUUCUUUGGUGAACCUUAGGUCAUUACAGGUUGUGAAUUUGACAAAUAAUUUGCUUCAAGGUCCAAUGCCUGAGUUUGAGAAAUCAGUUUCUGUAGAUAUGCUGAUGGAUUAUCCACAAAGGCUUGCAGAAAAUUGGAAAGGGAAUGAUCCCUGUGCAGAUUGGGCUGGGAUUACAUGUAGCAAUGGGGGAAUCAUUGUUGUUAAUUUUCAGAAGAUGGGCCUUACAGGGACAAUCUCUCCAGACUUUGCAUCUCUUAAGUCACUGCAGCGACUGGUCCUUGCUGAUAAUAAUCUCACUGGUCCCAUUCCUGAGGAGCUUACCACUCUAGUUGACCUUAAAGUACUUGAUGUAUCAAACAAUCAGCUGUAUGGGAAAAUUCCAGCUUUUAAGAGCAAUGUGAUUGUAAACACUAAUGGUAAUCCGGACAUAGGAAAGGAGAAAAGUGAUUCUACAUCCAAGGGUUCCUCACCUGGAGGUCCCACCGGAAGUCCAGGAUCGGCAACUAAUGGUGGCAAAAAGUCUUCAGCUUUGGUUGGAAUAGUACUUAUUUCUGUGUUGGGGGGUUUGGGUUUGAGUGCCUUGAUUGGUCUGUUGGGUUUCUGUCUCUACAGAAAGAAACAGAAGCCGUUUAGCAGAGUGCAAAGCCCAAAUGCAAUGGUGAUUCACCCUCGCUAUUCGGGAUCUGGUAAUGAGAGUGUGAAGAUCACAGUUGCUGGCUCGAGUGUAAGUGUUGGUGCACCGAGUGAUACUCAUACUGUUCCUAGCAGUGAGGCUGGUGACAUACAAAUGGUAGAAGCAGGGAACAUGGUGAUCUCUAUCCAAGUUCUAAGAAAUGUGACGAACAAUUUCAGUGAAAAAAAUAUUUUGGGACAAGGGGGCUUUGGAGUUGUAUACAAAGGUGAAUUGCAUGACGGUACGCAGAUUGCUGUGAAGAGAAUGGAAUCUGGGCUUAUAAGUGACAAAGGGUUAGCAGAGUUUAAAUCUGAGAUUGCAGUGUUGACCAAGGUUCGACACAGGCAUCUUGUUGCCCUUCUUGGGUAUUGCUUGGAUGGGAAUGAGAAGCUUCUUGUGUAUGAAUAUAUGCCCCAAGGUACUCUUAGCAGGCAUCUCUUUGACUGGGCAGAAGAAGGAUUGAAACCCCUGGAUUGGACAAAAAGAUUGACCAUUGCCUUGGAUGUGGCAAGGGGUGUUGAGUAUCUUCAUGGUUUGGCCCAUCAGAGCUUUAUACAUAGAGACUUGAAGCCUUCAAACAUUCUACUAGGAGAUGACAUGAGGGCUAAGGUGGCAGAUUUUGGUCUUGUGCGUCUUGCUCCCGAGGGUAAAGGCUCAAUUGAAACUAGAAUUGCUGGAACAUUUGGCUACCUCGCGCCAGAAUAUGCAGUCACAGGCCGAGUAACAACUAAAGUUGAUGUAUUCAGCUUUGGUGUGAUACUGAUGGAGCUAAUCACCAGCAGGAAAGCACUAGACGAGAGCCAACCUGAAGAAAGCAUGCACCUAGUGACAUGGUUUAGAAGAAUGUACAUCAACAAGGUCCUGUUCCAGAAAGCCAUUGACCCCGCUAUUGACCUUAAUGAGGAAACACUUGCAAGCAUUAGCACAGUUGCUGAGUUGGCCGGUCAUUGCUGUGCAAGGGAGCCUUAUCAAAGACCUGACAUGGGCCAUGUCGUAAAUGUGAUUUCCUCUCUGUUGGAGCGCUGGAAACCUACCGACCAGAGCUCUGAAGACAUAUACGGCAUUGAUCUUGAAAUGUCAUUGCCACAGGCACUGAAGAAAUGGCAAGCCUAUGAAGGAAGAAGCAAUAUGGAGUCAGCUUCUUCUUCACAACUACCCAGCUUAGAUAAUACUCAGACAAGCAUCCCAACACGUCCUUAUGGGUUUGCCGAGUCCUUCACAUCCGCAGACGGAAGAUGAGAAAUGCUUGUAAAUUAACCACGUGUAGUAUAUUUUCUUAUUAGCAAACUUGAUGCCUUCCGUUUAAAUGAAUGGUCGUCCUUAAUGGGUAUUACCGGGCUUCAUUUAUUAACUUGCGAUCACAUGGGCCCGCGUUCUGCUUGAUAAAUCUCCAUUUCUUCC